CUGCCUGUCUACUCCCUGAUUGGUUGAUCCCUUUCUGUACUCCAGCUGUAAACUCCUCCCCCUCCCCCAUAUCUCCGCGCGCUGGUCCGUGCGCUCGAGUCCAGUUGAGCUCGCGACCCUGCGGUUAUUGUGCCACGUGCACAGAGGAAACGACAACUCGGGAUGUUAUUGUGAAUCACAGGGCACAGGGCACAAGGCACAGGGCACAGGGCACCGGGCAUAUUCAAUCAUCGUUGCUGUUAUUCAUCACUUGCUUGUCUUGGAGUCUUUUGUUCCACCGUUGGAUAACAGCGCGCGCGCGGCACUAUGUCUGGGAGCUCGCGCACGGGUUUGGAGCUGCGCGCUGUGCUGCUGCUGCUGCUGCUGAGCGGCGGUACAGAAGUGACGCGCGCGUUCGGUACAGGCGGCGCGGAGGAGGAGGAGUCGGACUCCGCGUGCGAACCGAUCCGCAUGUCCAUGUGCCGUGACCUGGGCUACAACGUCACGCGCAUGCCGAACCUGGUUGGCAACGUACUGCAGGCAGACGCCGAGUUACAGCUGUCCACUUUCACCCCACUGAUCCAGUACGGCUGCGCAAAACAGCUGCGGUUCUUCCUGUGUUCAGUCUACGCACCGAUGUGUACGGAGAAGGUUCCUGAGCUGAUUGGUCCAUGUGGCAGCAUGUGUCUGUCCGUGCAGAGGAAGUGUCUGCCUGUGCUGCAGGAGUUUGGUUUCUCGUGGCCUGACCUGCUGAACUGCAGCUUGUUCCCACCCACAAACGAUCACGCCCACAUGUGCAUGGAGGGUCCGGGCGAGGAGGACGAGGACGAUGUCCGGUUUCCGUCUGUGCGUACACUGCGGCCGCGCCACGGGUUUGACGCCGAGUGCAUCCCUCUUGACCAUGACCCUGGUGAUGACCCCGCUCCCCCAGACCGCUACGUGUGGUCAAAGCGCAGCAGUUCCUGUGUGCUACAGUGUGGCUACGACUCCGGAUUAUACAGCCGGUCUGCCAAGACAUUUGCAGAUGCCUGGAUGGCACUGUGGGCGGGGCUUUGCUUCGUCUCCACCUCUUUCACGGUGUUGACAUUCCUGCUGGACUCAGGACGGUUCUCCUACCCAGAGCGUCCCAUUGCUUUUCUGAGCAUGUGCUACAACGCGUACAGUGCCGCCUUUCUGGUGUUGCUAGCAGCUGGACGUGAGCGUGUGUCGUGUGAUGCUGACGAGGCUGCUGUCCCUGUCCUAGCAAGGGACGGUUUGAAAAACUCGGGCUGUGCUGUGGUCUUCUUGUUAGCUUACUUUUUUGGUAUGGCAAGCUCUGUAUGGUGGGUGAUCCUCACACUAACUUGGUUCCUAGCAGCAGGACUUAAGUGGGGACACGAGGCCAUCGAGAUGCACAGCUCCUACUUCCACGUGGCAGCGUGGGCCAUCCCGGCCAUUAAGACCAUAGUGGUGCUUGUCAUGCGCCUGGUUGAUGCAGAUGACCUCACCGGCCUUUGCUACGUCGGCAACCAGAACCUGGAGGCACUCACCGGUUUCGUAGUGGCACCUCUGUUUACUUAUCUGGCAGUCGGGACGCUGUUUAUUGCCGCCGGACUUGUCUCGCUGUUUAAGAUCCGGUCCAACUUGCAGAAGGAUGGCGCCAAGACUGACAAACUGGAGCGCCUUAUGGUGAAGAUAGGUGUCUUUUCCGUACUCUACACUGUCCCGGCCUCCUGUGUUGUGGCGUGCUAUUUCUACCGCAUCUCAAAUUGGUCUGACUUUCAGCAAGCACCGAAUGACUCGUACGCUGCCGCUGAGAUGCUCAGGAUCUUCAUGUCCUUGCUGGUGGGAGUAACCUGUGGCAUGUGGGUGUGGUCUGCCAAGACACUGCAGACCUGGAAACGUCGCUGGAUACGCCUACUCUGCCCACAGAGCAACACGCAACGGACCCCCACCAACAAAAACAGCAACGGUAAAGGGAAUGAGACCGUAGUGUGAGGCCGUGAGACAUGUUGUGACAUGGACAGAGCGACAUCUAGUGGACACUUGUUGUCAAUGUGCCUCUUACUGCAUCGCUGUUCUCUCUGGACAAGUUUUUUUAUUCUUACACUGGACAAUAUGGCGCGGUAGAAAAUGAGCAGGAAGAUGCAAUAGGAAGUUGUAUCCUGACAGGAAACCGAGCGGUGGCAGGAAGUAGCAGUGCCGCUUCUCCGGUUUGUGGUGAACGGACAACGAGCCGAACUGAAGUGCCUUGUCUUCUCAGACCUCCUGCCACUCCCUCACAUUGUCGUAGGUUUUUAUCUACAAUGCAGCAAAGACACCUGGGAAACAGAGUGGAGUUUUUCCUCUUCUCAGUAAACGGCAACAUUUACCUCGCAUCAAGACCACAGCCAUCAAUCUUCUGGAUUCAUUUGGAUUCUAAAAGCCUGGUUUAGCAUUCGACUCGCCGUAUGUAAAACGGAGACCUACUCACCAGCUCCUCAGCCAUUAGCACCAUGUAGCACUGAUCUGAGAACCAGAUGUUCAGAAGUGGUUUCAUUACAGCCCACUCUAACGUGGAUGUAUCCGCAACCCCACACUAUGUUCACCAUAUAGUUCACAUACACCAGCAACACUAUCAUUUGCAUGCAGUGCAUUAUGGGACAUUGGGUUAUUCUCUCCUACAUUACAGCCCCUUUCCACAUAUUAGCAACCAGUUUAAAUUUGGAUUCGGGUUAUUAGUGAAUAUUUUUUAAGUACCUGAUUUUAAGGCUAUUUAUUUACUGAUGAGUUUAAACUUGUGUAGGGAAAAGUUUAGAAAUCUGUCCUAUAGAAACUAAAAUGCAAAACGAGUCAUGAAAAAAAACCGAAUGUGUGUCGAUAGGACAAAAAAAACAACAACAGCGAAUUCGGGAAGAUCCUCGAAAAAUCCUCAAUUAGGACUUUUUGUGCCUUGUUAAGAAAAACAUGAUAAAUGAAAAGUUGCUACUGCGCUAAAAUAUUCCCCGAAGGUUUCAGUGAGACCCAGGAGACUCCGUCAGUUAAGAAACUCUAACACUAAUGCAGUAUUGGGGGUUUUUUUUAUUGUUAACAAUCAUUAUUUUUGUCACAGGAAAUGAAAGUGUGUUUAUGGGCACUGAGAACUGACGCUAAUCGAAUAUUUAAUGGUCUGUCAGCAUGCUCGUGUACUUCAGCUCUUACUCUAUGUGGUUCCUCAUUUCAUGUGGCUAGGUUUAUUUUGAAUGCUUCUCAGAGGAAAUGGGCGAAUUUCACACAGUCAGAUUUUUGUGCUACGGAAGAAGCUUUCACAGUCCACUUUAAAGAAGAAGAAAAAAGCCAAGUGGAGUCAAA
Tachysurus fulvidraco (yellow catfish) is the source of this 3288-nucleotide messenger RNA. It is a transcript of the gene fzd4, whose product is annotated as frizzled class receptor 4. Gene Ontology annotation, cellular component: plasma membrane. Lineage: Eukaryota; Metazoa; Chordata; Actinopteri; Siluriformes; Bagridae. Gene Ontology annotation, biological process: non-canonical Wnt signaling pathway; canonical Wnt signaling pathway; retina vasculature morphogenesis in camera-type eye. Gene Ontology annotation, molecular function: Wnt-protein binding; Wnt receptor activity. The transcript is spliced from 2 exons. The record is from RefSeq and is a predicted model, not a curated record. The coding region runs from base 307 to 1956 and encodes 549 amino acids.